CCAUAGGCAAGCAGCCGGCAAUUAAAUAAAUGUAAACAAUUCGUGCUCUUCAAAAAUGUCGACAGAAAGUCAUGAAAUAAAUCAUUUACGACGUUUUCUAAAGGAACGAUUGCAAAGAGAUUAUACCACAUUUCGAGGACAUGAAAAUGAGCGGAACAACAUACGCACAUUACUGCAACGUACUGCAGAAUAUGGCGAGUCUAACUCGAUGUUACUAAUUGGUCCAGAAGGAUCAGGCAAAACUACACUUGUUAAUGCUGUUAUAACAGAUUUGUUGUCGAAUAAAGAUUUUUUAACAAAUACACUUAUUGUUGUGUUGGAUGGUGGCAUACAUACGGAUGAUCGUCUGGCACUGAAAUCAGCAACGACACAAAUGAAAUUAGAAAAUGCAGUUGAUGGAAAAGUUUUUGGCUCCUUUGCAGAAAAUUUAGCCUUUCUAUUAGCAUCACUUAAAUCUGGCAAUAAAUCGUCGAAAAGUGUAAUAUUUAUAUUGGAGCAGUUCGAUUUGUUUUGUACCCACCACAAUCAAACGCUUUUAUAUAAUUUAUUUGAUGUUUCACAAUCGGCACAGGCGCCCAUUUGUGUGUUGGGCAUAACACGACGUUUAGACGUUGUCGAGUUAUUAGAAAAACGUGUAAAAUCGCGUUUUUCACAUAGACAGAUUUUUUUAUAUCCUGAAGCUGAUAAAUUUGAAGAGUACGUUACAGUAUUCCAAGAGCUUUUAAGCAUACCAAGUGAGUCAGAGAUAAUUGAGUACAAAGCGCGAGUUAAAAAUUUAGAGCUACUUGAAUCAGAUGAAAUCACUUUUCAAUACAAUCACUUUAAUCCUGCUUUGUAUAAGUUUAGUUCAAAAUUUACUAGAAAAUGGAAUACACAAAUCAGUAAAUUAAUCUGCGAUAAUAACGUUGUGCAGUUGUUACAAAGAUUGUUUGAUUAUGACGUUACAGAGGCUUUUCUAAAAAAUUACAUUUUUAGACUUGUAAUGCAGCUGGAUGUGGAUACGCAUCCACAGCUCACGGUGGAACAAGUAAAAGACUUGGUGACGUUGUAUGAAUUGGAUCACAAAGUUGAAAUGCUUUUGGGAUUGAAUGUGCUGGAAUUGUGUCUCAUUAUAGCAAUUAAACAUCAUUCAGAAAUAUAUGAUCGUGAUCCGUUCAAUUUCGAAAUAAUUUUUCAAAGAUUUUCAAAAUUCGCUAAGGUAUCAUCAACAAUGCAAGGCAUUGAACGUGGUGUCAUUUUGAAGUCAUUUGAAUAUCUACGGAAUAUUGAGUUAAUCUUACCAGUUACGGGCUCUAACAGCAAUAAAGUGGUCAAAGAAACUGAAAUGCAUCAGGUUGCACUUACAUAUGGACAAAUAAAUCAAGCGGUACAAAAAUAUCAAGCGCUGCCAACAGAAGUUUCGCAAUGGGCGCAAAGUUCUUUAAUUUAGUUUUUA
This is a messenger RNA of Teleopsis dalmanni, 1435 nucleotides long. RefSeq names its product origin recognition complex subunit 4-like. Gene Ontology annotation, molecular function: ATP binding; DNA replication origin binding; ATP hydrolysis activity. The transcript is spliced from 3 exons. The coding region runs from base 56 to 1429 and encodes 457 amino acids. Lineage: Eukaryota; Metazoa; Arthropoda; Insecta; Diptera; Diopsidae. Gene Ontology annotation, cellular component: nuclear origin of replication recognition complex; nucleus. The record is from RefSeq and is a predicted model, not a curated record. Gene Ontology annotation, biological process: DNA replication initiation; DNA replication.